UCCGUGGUUCGCCUGAAGAAAGGUUUGUGUUUUCAGUCUUAAACAGAUUUAUUGUAGAGUAUUCGCAAACCUGUGUGAACGGAGGAAUCGUUUAUAUUAUUAUAAUAACACUGCUGGAGGAGCAUGGCGUGUAUUAAAGAGGAGCCUGAAGACCCCGGGGCCGCAGAGACAGACAUGAUGCUGCUGAAAGAGGAACGUGAAGUACUGAAUGAAAUAGAAGAGAAAGUUCAAAAUAAGAAUCAUUUCAAAACUGGAGGGACAUCUUUUACAGACUGGAAAGACUUCCUCACGAGAAACAGCUCAGAAGACACUAACUAGGGGUUAUUUCACCUGUUUUGAGUGUGGAAUGAAUUUCAUUCACCCUGAAAGCCUUAGAAUCCACAUGGGAAUUCACAAUGGAGAAAAUCCUUACACCUGCCAACAUUGUGGACAGAGUUUCAGUGAACAAGAAAGCCUUAGAGUCCAUAUGGGAAUUCACAAAGAAGAGAAUCCUUACACCUGCCAACAGUGUGGAAAGAGUUAUGCUCAAACUGCAAGCCUGAAAGUACACAUGAGAAUUCACACCGGAGAGAGAGCUUUUACCUGCCAAGAGUGUGGAAAGAGUUUCAUUCAAAAAGAAACCCUUAAAAAGCACAUGAUCGUUCACACUGGACAGAAGCCUUUUGCAUGCCAACAAUGUGGAAAGAGUUUCACAACAGACCUAAACCUCAAGUAUCACAUGAACGUUCACACCGGAGAGAAGCCGUUUGAAUGUGAUCAGUGUGGAAAGAGAUUUAUUCGUAAAAUAAGCCUUAAUAAUCACUUGAAGAUUCACUCGGGAGAGAACUGCUUGGUAUGUCAACAGUGUGGAAGACGUUUCACUGACAAAGCACAUCUUAAAAUCCACAUGAGACUUCACACCGGAGAGAAGCCUUACACUUGCGCUCAGUGCGGAGAGAGCUUCACAUAUAAAAAAGCUCUCGACUCCCACAUGAUCAGUCACACUGGGAAGAGCCGUUUUACCUGCAAACUGUGCGGGAAGGUCUUCACAAACAAAGUUGGCCUCAUGUAUCACAUGAACGUUCACACCGGAGAGAAGCCGUUCACCUGCGAUCAGUGUGGAAAGAGUUUCAUUCGUAAAACUAGCCUUAAUAACCACUUGAAGAUUCACUCGGGAGAGAACUGUUUUGUAUGUCAACAGUGUGGAAGAGGUUUCACUGAAAAACAAAGUCUUAAAAACCACAUGAGACUUCACACUGGAGAGAAGCCUUACACUUGCGCUCAGUGCGGAAAGAGUUUCACAUAUAAAACCGCUCUCGACUCCCACAUGAUCAGUCACACUGGAAAGAGCCCUUUCACCUGCAAACUGUGCGGGAAGGCCUUCACAUGCAAAGUCAGCCUCAUGUAUCACAUAAACGUUCACGCCGGAGAGAAGCCGUUCACCUGCGAUCAGUGUGGAAAGAGUUUCACAGGUAAAGGUACCCUUGAGAGACACGUGAGGAUUCACUCGAAAGAGAACUCUUUUAUGUGUCACGAGUGCGGAAUGACUUUCCAUAAAAUGAUUCAUCUUAAGAGGCAUAGGAAAAUUCACUCCCGAGUGAAACUCCUCGAAUGCGACCUGUGCGGAAGGAUUUUCCAAUUCAUUAAAACCUUUAAGAAUCACAUGAGGCAUCACACCAGAGAGAAGCCUUUCCAGUGCCAUCAGUGUGAGAGGAGCUUCGCGUAUCUGCGACGCCUGAAACGCCAUUUGCAAACGCAUUCUGAAACGAAAUUGCAGUGCUCUGAGUGUGGCAAGAGCUUCAGAAAAGGGAGCAAUUUCAAAAACCAUCUGCGCUUUCACUCUGGACAAAGGCCGUUUAAAUGUGAUCAGUGUAAUAAAAGCUUUAUUUUGCCAUCACACGUACAGAUACAUAUGAAAACUCAUGCUUAUGUGAAACCGUAUUUGUGUUCAGUGUGUGGAAAGAGUUUCAAAUGGCCUAGCAAUCUCAAAUGGCACAAGAAAAUACGGAUUUGUGUGAAAUUAAGGCUACGUACACACCACAGGUGAAUGUGGCCCAGAUUAGAUUUUUCUGGUCAAAUGUAGAAAGUUUUUUUGGCCAGGCUGUUGAAGUGACCUUUAGAUGUUGCCCAUAUCAGAUAUCAGGUCAGUGAUUUGGUGAUGUUCAUUAGUUUUAUUUGUAUCCUUCAUGCCAUUAUAUUUUGUCUUGAGGCUUUUUAUUUUCUUUUGUAAUGUACAUGUGAACACAUCUCUUUUGCUAUAGUUUUAAACACUAAGCAACUAAUUUGUAUUGAAUAAAAAAAAAAAAAAUAUGUCUUGCUGUGAAAUGCUGCAAUUAAUAAACAAUUAUAAAUAACAGGACAUAAACUGAAUGCAAUUAUGAACACUGCACUCCAUUAUUUAAUUAACAUUUAUGGAGAGAAUGCACUCAAAAUGCAAGCUUUUUCAAAUAUGGGACUGAAUGUGGCUACAGGUGACAUCUGGAAAGUUUCAUCUUUGUCCAUUUGUGCUCUGUCUCCCCAGAAGUUAUAAGUGAUAAAAAUAAAAAAUAAAAAAAGCGAUUAACUGCGAGCCAGUUGAAAUCGAUUAAUAUAUGUGACGAUUCAAAUCAUUUAAGAUGCUAAACAAAUCGCGAUUCAAUUAGGGCUAGGAGUUUAUAUGAACGUAUGUCUGAGGGGAACUUACUGUCUUUAGAGAAGUUUAGAUGGUAUUUUUUCUUCUCAUCUUGCCUCUGUAUAAUGCAUAUUAAAGUUCAUGAGUGCAGCGCUGCUUUGUUUACAGCGGAAGCCAAGGAAACGCUUAAAGCGCCACCUGCUGGCAGAGAGUGAAUCUGCGUCUCAUUCAGCUCGUCUGCUGUUUCUGUUUCAUACAGAUAUUUUUUUUAUGUAUACAGUAGUUUCACAAAAGUGAAGACAGACCAUUCUGUUUUUGCUUCAAAUUUCAAAAUUAUACAAUCUAAUUUAGAUUAAAAACUGCUCCUGUUGCAUGUAUGCAGCAUCUUUGUUUGGAUCAUGAUUAAAAUGCAGUGGUUGCCUCUAAUUUUAAAUGGAAAGAGCACAGACAAAGCCUUAGUUUAUUUAUUUGAAGAGAUUUCUUUUAUUUGUGUUACUUAGUUGAUUUGGAGCUUGUUUUAAAAUUUCAAUUUAGUGUUGUUAUUUAGCAGAGGCUUUUAUCCAAAGCAACUUACAAAUGAGGAGAAGCAAUCAAAACCAACAAAAGAGCAAUAAUAUGCAAGUGCCAUAUUAGUAUAUUAUUAUAGUGUUAUAUUUCAAUUUCACAAAGAAACGUGCUGCAUUUUGUCCAACCAAUAAUAAAAGGACACCUUUAAUUUAUCAUUUGUCUUGAAUCUCAUUUUGUAAAAAAAAAAAAAAUUGUGAAUCGAAUCAAAUCGUGAGUUGAGUGAAUUGUUACAUCCCUGAAAAAAAAUGUCUUG
Messenger RNA from Onychostoma macrolepis, 3410 nucleotides. RefSeq names its product gastrula zinc finger protein XlCGF57.1-like. NCBI's taxonomy places the organism in Eukaryota, Metazoa, Chordata, Actinopteri, Cypriniformes, Cyprinidae. Bases 347 to 2026 code for a protein of 559 amino acids. Gene Ontology annotation, cellular component: nucleus. The transcript is spliced from 3 exons. The record is from RefSeq and is a predicted model, not a curated record.